AUGGUGCUCACAGGCAUCUUCAUUACACUCCUCCCCCUUCUGGCAGAGUCCACUCGAUGCAGCUACGCACCGGGUGAUGCCUGCUUGGAUGGCGGGAUACUGGUACGGGAUGAGCCCGCCUUCGAAUGCUCCUUCUCCACAGGAACAACCACAUCUACGACAUCGUCUCUGACCACUCGCACAGAAACCUCCACCACACAGACGAGGUCCACGACGCUCACGGGAUAUUUUGAUUGCGCCGCCGCCUAUGACAACCGGGAGCGCGCAUGGUCCGACGCAAAGAAAGUUUGGUGCUGUCGCAGACGUCAACUGGGUUGCCCCACCACCACCUCACACACAGUCACAACAUCCUCCAUGACUACGUCAACAGAUACCUCCGUCACCAGCACAUCAUCCACGUCGACAGGCACGAGAACCACAACCACCGAGGUCACGGUGACCCAUUUUGCGUUUGACUGUAGUGUCGCUCUCAACAACUGGGAGAAGGAAUGGUCUGAGAUGAAGAAAGCAUGGUGCUGCCACAGAGAACAGGUGGGCUGCCCAGCUUCCACCAGAACCACCUCCACUUUCAGCACCAAGACCUCAACAUCGCAGUCCGCCACAGCGACUUCCACCUCAGCCACCACAACUACGACCAGCUGGUUCUUCAAUUGCAGUGCAGGCUACGACUUGUGGGUGGAAGGCUGGUCCGAUGAGAAGAAAGUUUGGUGCUGUCAAAGAGAGAGGUUGGGCUGCCCCUUCACCACGCUCUCCACGAGCACCCGGACGUGGACAUCAGCGACCGUCAGCACAAGUACCGCCACCACCCAGACUGCAACAUCCAGCACCCUUACGACAAGAACAACCUCCACUUCAGUCAUCACAAGCACAACGAGCAGCUCUUCUAGAACAACUACUGGCACAUCAACAUCCAGCACCUCGUCCUCAUCCAUCAGCUUGACGACGACGUCGACAAUCAGCACCACAACAACCACAACUUUCCUGUGUCGGAGAGUUUUGGCUGGUGUGCCUUUGGUGGAUGGCGCCUGCGGAGAGACUUUGCAGGACCUCUGCUUGGCCAGCAGCGGGCACGUGCCCCUGGAAGCCCAGCCUUGCGACAGCUCCGCCAAGCUCGUGUGCCCCACCACAUCAUCGGUGAACUCGACGGCGACAGCAUGCAGCGCGUGCUCAACACUUCGCAUGCAAGACUGGGCCGGUCGAUACAAGCUUACAGGCGAGAUCCGCUGGGGUCCUUCUGCCUUCUGCCAGAAUGAGUCAUUCGAUGGCUACAGCGUGUGGGCCAUUGACGCUUGUGGUGACAAGCUCGAGAGUCUGGGUUCCGUCAGGAAGAAGGAUGAAGAGAUCCCGGAGAUGUUGGAAUGCUGCCAUUCCUCGUGGUACUCGCUCUACAUGGACGACGCCACCUUGCCGGAGGCCACCGUGGGCUUUGUCCUCAUCGCUUCCCAGGGCUCCAAAGAGCUCCUCGGUCCGAUGCUGCCCCUCCUGCAAGGUAUCGAGGCCCGCGAGAUCAGCCUGCCAGUGGACUCGCAACCAGUGGGUGCGUACGUAGCCUUGGCUAUCUUGGGAUUCAUCUUCCUGGUCGUGAGCGCAGCCGCUGCCUGGUUCUGCCUGAAAUCUCGCCAGAGCAAGGAGGAGGACCACCCUGCCUUAUGGGUGGCACGGGAGCCUGUUGCGCCCGAAGUUCCCGAUGACCGAGAAGACAGGCCUCGCCCCUUCGAGGAUCGCCUCAAGUUGCAGACUGGUGUAGACACCAGUCGUGAGGCCAGAUAUGCAGGUGGCGCUGUGGGGCCUUACGGCGUGCACCGGGGUCAUCUUCCUCAUGGAGACCCAGGUUGGGCCGCCGAGUGGAUGGUUGAACUGCAACUGCCGGAUGUGGGUGUGGAUGAUGGCGCGCCUUGA
Molecule: messenger RNA, 1899 nt
Organism: Symbiodinium natans
Lineage: Eukaryota; Dinophyceae; Suessiales; Symbiodiniaceae
Source: the annotation of a GenBank genome assembly